Molecule: messenger RNA, 2064 nt
Organism: Mangifera indica (mango)
Lineage: Eukaryota; Viridiplantae; Streptophyta; Magnoliopsida; Sapindales; Anacardiaceae
Product: heat stress transcription factor A-7a-like
Exons: 6
Coding region: 194-1282 (362 amino acids)
Biological process (GO): regulation of transcription by RNA polymerase II
Cellular component (GO): nucleus
Molecular function (GO): DNA-binding transcription factor activity; RNA polymerase II cis-regulatory region sequence-specific DNA binding
Source: RefSeq, a predicted model, not a curated record
AUGCCGUUGUUUGCAAGACUUAUAUAUCUGUUUUACGGGUAAUGGAAGUUGGCUACCCCGUUGGUAGUUGUUCUUGUAGUAACGGCUUGAAGGACUUUCCCGAAGAAGAAAACAGAGGCGUAUGUGACCAAAGAAGGAAAAUAUCUCAAGUGUCACUUUUGCUCUGUUUUUCUUGUAACUGGUUAAACGAAGAAUGAAUCCGUACUAUAUAGUUAAAGACGACUACGAGGGAUCGAGUUCAUCGCAGUCGGGUAGUGAUGAUCAUCAUCAUCCGCCUGGAGUGAUGGCUCCGCCGCAGCCAAUGGAGGGCCUCCACGACACCGGGCCGCAGCCAUUUCUAACAAAAACUUAUGAAAUGGUUGAUGAUUUAAAUACUGAUCAUAUUGUUUCUUGGAGCAGAGGCGGCGGGAGCUUUGUCGUUUGGGACCCUCACGCCUUCUCCACUGCUCUUCUUCCUCGAUACUUCAAGCAUAAUAACUUCUCCAGCUUUGUCCGGCAGCUUAACACUUAUGGAUUCAGGAAGAUUGAUCCUGAUAGAUGGGAGUUUGCAAAUGAAGGAUUUCUUAGGGGACAGAAGCAACUUUUGAGGAACAUCAAGAGGAGGAAGGCGCCUUCUCAGCCGCUUCCUCCGCCGCAAGCUCUUGGUGCUUGUUUUGAAGUGGGGCGGUUUGGACUAGACGGGGAGAUUGAUCGUUUGGUGCGUGACAAGCAGGUUUUAAUGAUGGAAUUAGUGAGACUUAGACAGCAGCAACAGAGUACAAGAGCCUGUCUUCAAGCCAUGGAACAAAGAUUACAAGGCACAGAAAAGAAGCAGCAACAGAUGAUGUCUUUCUUGGCUAGAGCAAUACAAAAUCCUGCUUUUCUGCAGCAGUUAGUUCAGCAAAAAGAGAAAAGGAAGGAGCUUGAAGAAGCCAUGACUAAGAAAAGAAGAAGGCCAAUUGAUCAAGGACCAAGUGGAGCUGGUAGUAGUAGUGAAGGGAGAAAUCCCAUCAAAGCGGAGCCCUUAGAAUUUGGGGAAUACGGUUUUCAAGUGUCUGAGCUGGAAGCACUGGCAUUGGAAAUGCAAGGAUAUGGGAGAACAAGAAGGGAGCAAGAGAAUGGACAUGUCGAUAUAGAGGCACCAGAGAGCAGUGAUAGAGAACUUGAUGAUGGCUUUUGGGAAGAGUUAUUAUAUGAAAGGUUUGAAGGAGAAUUAGACAUAACAAAUACCGAAGCAGGUGAAGACGAAGAUGUGAAUGUUUUGGCUGAUCGUUUUGGUUAUUUGGGUUCAAGCACCAAGUAAAAUAUACGGGCAACUGUUACAUUCUGCUGGAUGACAUUUUCUUCCUGGUUGGAGGCUUAUGCAAAGCUAGCCAUCAGUUUGUAUUUUUCAUUGUGGUAAUUGGGUUUCUUGAGAUGCCAUUAGGCUAUAAUAUUUUCACCUGGAUUUCUUGACAGGACAGAAGAAUAACAAAGCAGUGUACCAGUGGAAAAAUAUCGUGUUUCUGGUGUUUCUAACCCUGUAUUCUAUUUCCUUUUGUUCCAAAAUUGUCUAUCUUGUACAUUUUUUUUCUCUUAAAUUUUCUCUUAUCUUGGUUAGGUUGAAGGCGGUGCUUGGAAGAGUCUCUAUUAUGAUUUGUCUCUGAAGAUUGUCCCGAAGCUGUUGAAAUGGACAACAUCAUGUAGCUGCAAAUUCCUGGAACCACCAUUACUUGUUGCUAUUGGACUCAAGAAUCACUUGAUCUUUUUCCUGGGAUGGCAAUUGGGUUCUCAAUUCUCAUUCGUCAUUUUCAUCUCCAUAUGUGCUUCCAAAUGCUCCCUCUCAUUCAAGAAGCCCCUUUUUAGAAGAUAUAGACGAAGAUGCAACUGCAAGUUUCUGGAACCACAAAUAGCUGAAGCUACUUGACGGAAUCUAUUCAGUUGGUGGUUAGCUUUGAGGACUCGAAAUCUCCAUUUUUACAUUUUGUCUUUAUUACUUGUUUAAAAGAAUGUGUAUUUGUCAGUGGUAAUAAUCUUAACGUUGUAUCGUGUACAAUCGAUGUAGAUUUUUUGGCAAUUCGGCUUGCAUUGCCACUUUCACCUGCA